This is a messenger RNA of Candidozyma haemuli, 2928 nucleotides long. RefSeq names its product Spt20p (gene SPT20). Gene Ontology annotation, molecular function: transcription coregulator activity. The coding region runs from base 1 to 2928 and encodes 975 amino acids. NCBI's taxonomy places the organism in Eukaryota, Fungi, Ascomycota, Pichiomycetes, Serinales, Metschnikowiaceae. The record is from RefSeq and is a predicted model, not a curated record. Gene Ontology annotation, cellular component: SAGA complex. The transcript has a single exon. Gene Ontology annotation, biological process: regulation of transcription by RNA polymerase II.
AUGCUCAGUUCCUGGUCGGGAUCAAGACCAACUCCACAGCAGCUACAGCAGCUUACGCCACAGCAACGGCUAGCUCUUCAGCAGCAGCUUCAGAAUCAGCAAAAAAAUUCCGCUCCUGAUGGUGCUGCUCGUGGCUCGAGCAUGGGUUCACCAGAGAACGCACAGAGCCAGCUUUCACAACAGCAGCAGCAGCAGAUGCUUCUCCAGCAACAGCUUAAACAGGCCAGAGAGAGGCCUGGUGGCUACCAUUUUGCUACUACGUCAGCUGAAAUCUUGAAGAAGUACUCGAAAUACCCACCCUCGCUCACAUUCCAUAUCUAUGAAAACCACUUCCGCUUCAAUAACACCCAAGAUUCCAAUAUGAUACCCAAGGAUAGCCCGAUGGCUAAAUCGUUUUUACACCAUAUUCUUAAAGAGGAGAUUCCGCUGGAAAUGACGGAGUUGUUGAAAGACUGUGCGGUGAAGUUCUAUGAGGGUUGCAUAAUCCUACAGGUGUAUGAUCACCGCCUGGAGAGUGGAUCUAAAGACGACAAGAAGGGCAGCAGGCAGCUGUCACCACAGAAGGAGAAUGAUAAACAGGCCAAUGGAGAAGUGAAGAAGACGCCAGCUGAUCAAAGCCCCAAGGAGAAGCCUCAGGUUCAACCAAAGACAUACAGAACCCUCUUACGCCCCACGUCUCUCUCCCUAUACUACGAUUUACUAUAUCACACUGACCUGGCGCUUACGAAGUUCACUGACACCAUUUCUUUGCAAAUGGAGCUGGAAAUUCUCACUUUGACGAACAGAAAAGUCAAUUUGGACGUACCGCUCAAUCCAUAUAAAGAAGAACAGGCACUUAUACCGGACCAGGAUUAUCCAAAGAAGGUUUGGGACGAAGCAAAGGAGGAUUGGAAGAUUAUACACUCUCAUAGAGACGAGACACCACGCGAGCUGCGCAGGUUGCACCAAGACCAGCUUAUCAUGCACAAGUCGUCAGAAUACGAAGAGCUCAUGUUCUUGCUCUCAAGCAAAUACAAGAACCCUUCAGAGAGUACUUCCGAGAACAAGCUUGUUGUUGUGGGUCCAUCGAGUCAUGGUUCUUCGGAUGCUGUCAGUUUGGAAGGCAGUCCAUCUGUUUUGCCUACACCAGGACCUGGUACCACUACUGCUGGUACAGGCAAUGGCAGCGCUAGAGAAUCUAUGACUCCUAGCGAAUCUGAAAGAAAGCGGAACGACAAAGCCAGUGCUCUCAGUGCUACUGCCUCAAUGCUUGCAGGCAAUUCAUCGGGUCAGUUCAUGCGUUUGCGCUUCAUCGAGGAGAUCAGAAAACGUAAGGAAAACCAGAAGGCUCAAGCUGGAGCCAGUGUUGCCAGUGCUGCCGGUGUUGCACCUGUUGGCUCUCAAGCAGCCAGUGGUACAGCUUCUCCUGUCCCUGGCAUGAAGAAUGGAUCUAUUGGCUCUACCUCUGCUGCUGCUAAUCUUCAGAGACAGCAGCAGCUCAAGCAACAGGCGCUGGCGAAGCUCAUGCUGGCUCAACUUCAACAACAACAGCAGCAACAACAGCAGUUGCAAAACCAACAACCUCAGCAGCAACAACAGCCCCAGCAGACUUCCCAGCCGCAACAACAACCUUCUCAGCAAACUCAAAGUGCACAGCAGCGUUAUUGGCAGCAAAUGCAGCAGGCAAAGCUUCAAAAACAGCAGCAACAGCAGCAGAGAGUUACCCAACUCAAUACUGGAACUGGAAACGGAGCGAGUGCCAAUGCUUCUAACAUGGCUCAAAACUUCCAGAACCCUCAGAUGCAGAAGAACAUGCUUCGACAGAACAUGCCUGUUAAUCAAAACAUGAACCAGGGCAUGAACCAAGGUAUGAGUCCUACUGUGAACCAAGGAAUGCAGCAAGGUAUGAACCAGAACAUAGGCCAGAAUAUGGGUUUAAGUCCAAAUUUGGGCAACGUGAACAUGAACCAGAGGAUUAACUACAAUGGCAUGCAGCAGAACAUGAGCCCUCAAAUGGGACUGGCUAUGAGUCCUCAGAGACAGCAGCAGUCUCAAUCACCUGCUCCUAACCAAGCUGCUUUGCCAGACCGUACCAAACAAAUUAGACAACAACAAUACCAGCAGCUUCAGCAGGCCAGGCAGCAGCAGCUUAGACAACAACAGCAGCAACAACAACAGCAACAGCAGCAGCAGCAACAACAACUUCCUCAACAACAGCAGGCGAAGAGGCAGAAGGUUGGCCAAGGCCAAAUGAACCAACAGCAGCAGUUCUCUCAAGGUAGAGGCAGUAUGGUUCAAAUGGGUCAAAUGGGCUCCCAGCCUUCGUCCCAAAUGGGAACUCCAGUGAUGCAAAAUGGCACCAUGGCUACACCAAGGAUGGGAAACAUGGCUCAAUCUUCACCUCAAAUGGGCCAACAGAUGGCUGGCAUGUCUCAGCAAGGGCAAACUCCUCGUGCAGCUACUCAACCUCAAGCUACCUCUGGAGGAGCAGCUGGCGGUUCCGGUCCUCAAGCCACGGUCCAGCAACAACAACAGCAGAUUUUCCAGAUGUCUCUUUCUGCUCAGGAACAGCAUGUCUUCAAGCAAUUGCAGGCUAGAAUGAACACUUUAUUGCAGAUGGGUAAUACUGGUCUUGCGCCUAACAAGAAUAGGCUUACUCCUCAGCAGCAACAGCAUGCUAUGCAGCAGGCUAAGCAAAUCCAGCAGCUGUUGGUGCAAAAGUUCCCAACUUAUUUCCAGCGUCUUCGUCAACUUCAGGCACAUCAAAGACAGAAGGCAUUAAGGCAACAACAGCAGCAGCAGCAGCAACAACAACAGCAGGGUUCAGGAAACAUGGAUGCUUCAAUGUACCAGAACAUGAACAUGACACUGCCUGCUAUGCAACAGCAGAUGAUGAAUCUGCCAGUUAUGGGCCAGAUGAACAACAUGCAAGGCCAGAUGAAGAGGUGA